AUGGCCAACAAAACUCGUCCUAAAAAGGUGAAGGCUCCAUACCGCAAAUACGUUGGCGGCCAAGGGUUUGUACGUACGCUGGGCUUCACUGCUAACUCGGCUGACGAAGAACAACGGAGCAAAACCAGUGGUGAAAUCACUCAUACACCGCAAGGCACCUACUACUACGACAAGGAAACCGAUUCAGUAGUGCAUUUGAGCGUAAAUGUAGCUAAUUCCGUGACUGGUGUGGAAUCUGCUGAGGCAGAAUUGGAAGAUGGCAGUGUGGAUGCAGUUCUGCCGUUAGAAUUGUUCGAGCUAAUACUGAAUUUCUGUACAGUUAUCGAACCGCAAUUUUUACGAGUGUGUCGAAGUUGGUACCACAUAUCUGCUCCACUACUUUAUGCCGCCCCACAACUUCAUAGCCGCAAUUUUGGCCAGUUUGUUGAUACAGUGAUCAACAACCGUAAAAAAAGGUUGGGAGUGUACGUCAAGGACCUGGAUUUGUCUAAUAUCAUUCAGAGUGGUAAGAAUUCAUAUGUUUCAAAGCUUCUGCGACGCUGCAGUCCGAUCUUAAGAAGUUUCACGGCACCACAAACCAGUUUCGGAUACGCCCCGCUGAUCAGCUUGAAAUCCUGCCAGCAAUUACAGUAUUUGGACCUGGGACUCGUUUCAGAGACCGUCCAGCUAAGCGAAUUGUUUAGCGCCAUAAAGCGAUUUGCACAUCUAACGCAUUUGUCGUUUCCCAGAAGCUCCAUCGAUUGUUCCGGGUUUCGUGAGUUCGAAUGGCCACCUAAUUUACGAUAUCUUAGACUUAGUGGCGGGAUUACCAACGAGUUUGUGAGAGAAACCAGUUUCCCAAGAACAAUCAGGACGCUGGAGUUCUCGUUUUGUCCACAAAUAAAUGAACAUUCUGUUUACACGGUUCUUGCGAGAAUUGGUGAUAUACUGAAGCACCUUUAUUUUCACUACCCGAUGCCAACUCUACACGGCAGUUCGCUGGACUUUGUAUUUCGAUAUUGUCCCAAUCUGAUUACACUGCAAAUGACUGUGGACUACUGUUCCAAGUGGGCCUUUUCGGAAAACAUACUAACAUUUUCAUCCACUCCCCGCCCACUGCGUAAGUUGCUGCUCGAAUGCAGUGGAAAUCUGGGCCAGACCUUCAAAGUUCAUCCUGACGACAUCACCAUAGCGUUAGCAGAAGAUCGACUGCCGAACCUCAAAGUUGUGCGGGUCUCAUCGAAGCUCGGCUGGGAUAUGAAAAGUUCAGAUGUUAGCGAUCUCAUUUCCUACCUGGAGGAUCAAGAUGGCAGUUUGUAUAUAAACUACUAA
Messenger RNA from Lachancea lanzarotensis, 1311 nucleotides. RefSeq names its product LALA0S12e01816g1_1 (gene PFU1). The coding region runs from base 1 to 1311 and encodes 436 amino acids. The transcript has a single exon. The record is from RefSeq and is a predicted model, not a curated record. NCBI's taxonomy places the organism in Eukaryota, Fungi, Ascomycota, Saccharomycetes, Saccharomycetales, Saccharomycetaceae.